AUGAUUGAGCUCCCACAAAUGCAGGUGCAGUCCCCAUGCCUUCGUACUGCGUGCCGAGUCACUGCUCUUCACAUGCUUGCUGCGCCGAGUCAUUUGGAGCCGGGAAGGAAGCAGAGAAGGCCUUCUCAUCUGUCCCCGCCCGCUUCCUUUCGUCGUCUUCUUCCUCAAGUUCCAAGUCUGCAUUUCCUGCGUUAUUGGACAUGGAUGGCCUGUCCAAAUUCUUGCAUUCUUUUUGUCAAUUCCGCUACUGUACCAAGCAUGGUUGUGUUGUGCUCCAGCCGAACUCUGACGGUCCCGUAA
This is a messenger RNA of Closterium sp. NIES-65, 300 nucleotides long. The record is from the annotation of a GenBank genome assembly. NCBI's taxonomy places the organism in Eukaryota, Viridiplantae, Streptophyta, Zygnematophyceae, Desmidiales, Closteriaceae.